Messenger RNA from Bombus huntii, 5167 nucleotides. RefSeq names its product voltage-dependent calcium channel subunit alpha-2/delta-3 (gene stj). Bases 199 to 3909 code for a protein of 1236 amino acids. Gene Ontology annotation, molecular function: voltage-gated calcium channel activity. The record is from RefSeq and is a predicted model, not a curated record. NCBI's taxonomy places the organism in Eukaryota, Metazoa, Arthropoda, Insecta, Hymenoptera, Apidae. The transcript is spliced from 19 exons. Gene Ontology annotation, cellular component: voltage-gated calcium channel complex.
CUGGCGAGUACCGUGGUGUCCGGAGUGGAACGGUGCGCGCACUGCAUGGCGACGACGUCGACGACGACGACGAGCACGACGAUAACGACUACGGUCGGACCGGAGUAUCCUUAAUGUCAGACGCGAGUCUUCUCUCGGCCUCAGUUUUGUUUACCGUGUCCUCGCGUAAACACCGGAGCGCCGAAGAAGACGAGAGUUAUGAGGCUCCGUUUCCUGCCUGCUAUCGUCAUCCUGAUCCUGAUCGAGGCACAUGGUGACAGCAUAUCGUCCGACAAAGUGGGAACAUGGGCAAAACAGUUAGGUUUCGAGUUGUCGCAGUUGGGCAAGUUUGUGACCAACGUGGACAAGUUCACCGAGAGCUACAAACAGGCAGCGGUGAAGCCACGUGAUGGCACUGCUUUAGUCCACGAGAUCGCUAAAGACAUCAAAGCCAUGAUGGAAUCGAAGAUAUCAGCUAUUAAGAGAAUCAUGGAUGUCGCGGAAACAUCAGCCUUGUCCGCUCCAGAUGCCGAUCCUCCGGAGUCCUUCUUAUAUAUCAACGCAAAGAACAACACGAUCGAUCUGAAACACAGUGCUCACUUCGGCGGUCAAGUCAAUUUGACCAUGUCGGCAGUUCACGUUCCGACGAAUGUCUAUGAUCGAGCCUCUAACGUAAUUAGAGCGAUCAAAUGGUCCGAGGAGUUGGAUAAAACCUUCAUCAACAACUACGAACAAGAUCCUUCAUUGUCUUGGCAAUAUUUUGGUAGCGCGACUGGUUUCAUGAGACAGUAUCCUGCGAUGAACUGGUUGAUGGAGCCUGUGGAUUUGUUCGACUGCAGAACCAGAAGUUGGUACAUCGAGGCAGCUACCAGUCCAAAAGACAUUCUUAUUCUUAUAGAUACUUCCGGUAGUAUGACAGGGAUUCGCAGAGAAAUUGCUAGACACGUAGUGAAUAAUAUUCUGGACACUCUUGGAAACAAUGAUUUUGUUAACAUCAUAACGUUCUCCAAUGUUACGAAAGAGGUGGUGCCAUGUUUCAACGACACCUUAGUACAAGCUAAUUUAGCGAACGUGAGGGAAUUAAAGAGAGCUAUCAUGAAUCUAGACACGGAGAAGAUUGCGAAUUUUUCCCUGGCCUUGACCACCGCAUUCGAGCUCCUCGGAACCUACCGAACCGAGAGGGAAGGAGCCAGGUGCAACCAAGCGAUUAUGCUGAUAACAGACGGCGUUCCUUAUAACUACAAGGAGAUCUUCGAGACAUACAACUGGGAAGAUAAUUCCAACGAACCCUUUAAAGCUGAUAUGCCUGUCAGAAUGUUCACUUAUCUGAUUGGCAGAGAAGUGGCAGACGUAAAGGAGGUGCAGUGGAUGGCCUGUGCUAACAGAGGUUACUUCGUGCAUCUCUGCACCUUGGCUGAAGUGAGGGAAGAGGUCCUUAAAUAUGUUCCUGUAAUGGCAAGACCAUUGGUUCUCGGUCGUACGGAUCAUCCAACGAUCUGGACUCCAGUCUACGCCGACGUGACAGAUCCAAAGAUGACCGAUUGGUUGUGGGAGCAAAGAGAAAGCGAAGAACAGAAAGAGAGAUUCCUCAUGCUUCACAGCAGGAGAAGAUUCUUCAAUGCCGAGGAACGAGAUCGCAGAUUCGUGAAAAAGCAGAAGAAAUCGCACGACCAGAGCGGCGAUCUUCAGGAAUACAGGCUAAUGACUUCGGUUAGCAUGCCGGUGUUCGACCGACGAGAGAACGCGAACAUCACAAGGCAGGUGCUGGUGAACGAAGCAUACUGGGUGACAGAGACAAGAGAGACACGAAUCGCAGAUCUGCUCGGCGUCGCUGGUACGGAUGUUCCUAUCGAAGAGAUACAGAAACUCAUGAUGCCACAUUUACUUGGCGUCAAUGGAUACGCGUUCAUUGUGACAAAUAACGGUUUCAUCCUGAUUCAUCCGGACCUCCGACCAGUGUUUCAGGGCAUCCUAAAACCAGCGUACAAUAGCGUCGACAUGGCGGAGGUUGAGCUGAUGGAUCAGGAUAGGGAACCCAGGGAGUUCGAUGAAGGAAUUAUUACGCUUCGGGAUGACGUGGUCGACCAAAAAAACGGUAGCGUGACACUGCACACGAAAUAUCAUUACGAUGAUAUGAAACGUGUGGGUAGGGUAAGGAGGAAGUACGAUUACACAGGUAUACCAAAUACACCAUUCACGGUGGUGGUUAGUCUGCCGGAACAUGAACACAUUGGAAAUUAUCGCGUGCACGCAACCGAAGAAAUACAUCGUUCACACGUUAGUGGCAAGAACGUGUCUGAUUAUUUCACUGGUAAAAACUGGCGGGUACAUCCACAUUGGCUGUACUGCAAGUAUCACUAUGAAGACGACCGACCGUUUAAUACCUCGGAAGAGCAGCUUGUGCACUUCCUACAGCGAACCCGCCAGCCAGGCUGGAGGUGGAAUGACAUGAAACAGCCAUCCCAGCCACCGGAAUAUUCAGCCACGAAUUCCGGUAAUGACACUCACCGCAAAUCAAAACCUACACCAUACAAAGCGGACAAAGACUCUUAUUACUGCGACAGGGAUCUUCUGUUGAGUCUGGUUUUCGAUGCAAAGGUAACCCAAUGGUUCGCGAAUCCCAAAACUGCACGCGAAGAGGCAGGACCUUUAGCUAGGCUGAUGAAUCUGCUGCCCAGGAAAGAUUUCCAACAACGUUUCGGCGUAACGCUUGCCUUCAUGGCUACCCAUAGUGGUCUGACAAGAUGGAAAGACUUCAUGAUAAACGAAGAAGAAACUAUUCCUGAUGACCACUUCAGUAAGAUGUAUCCCAGAGCUAUCGACGAAGUGUGGUACAAGCGUGCUGUGGAACAGCACUACGUGAAUUCCGAUAGCUUCGUCUUUUCCGUGCCAAUCGACGAGGAAGGGGCAGACAACACUACUCUUGUCACUGCUAGUCGUGCCAUAUUUAUCGGGACUGAUAAGGAAAAGGCGCCAGCUGCGGUUGUUGGUUUCCAAUUCCAACAUACCGCUCUUCAGGCUCUCUUUCAGAAUAUUACAUUUAGUUGCAAAGGAGGUGAAAAGUGCACAGAUUGCGCUGCGGAUGACUGGGCCUGCUACUUGAUCGACGACAAUGGAUACGUGAUCGCAGCCGAAGAUAAAUUUGAUGCUGGGAAAUUCUUUGGUGAACUGAAAGGACCAAUUAUGUCUAGUUUGGUAAAAGAAGGUGUCUUCGAAAAAAUCAGAAUAUUCGACUAUCAAGCAGUCUGCUUCAAAAGUAAGCAAACUAGUAACGAUGGAAGCAUUUUGUUGACGCCAUGGAAACACAUGCAACAGAUGGUUUCGUGGCUCAUCGGCCAAGCAGCCUGGGCUUGGGCUAAAGCUGGAAUUUGGGAAUCCGACUACGCAGAAGCGUAUGCUUAUCCGAACGAAGAUGAAGGUAUGCAUGAAGACUAUCAGGAAAGCGAAGAGAAACCACCGAUAGAUCCUAAGGAUGAGAGGCUAUUCGAUCAAAAGGUUUUGAUCAAUAGAACACGACCAGAAGCUUGCGAUCAAGAGGUAUAUCUGUAUUUGCGAAACGCAUCCUUCAACUUGUCCAACACAGAUGUAGGCGCAAAUACAGGAUGUAAAUACAUCGUGCAACCAGUUGAAUACAGUAACAUGCUUCUCCUGGUUGUGAACAUUGAUGAGAGCUGCGAGCAAAUGAUGAUGCCUCCUUUGAGCGUCAUUCCAGAAGAAAUAAUCUACGAGAAUAAUUCACUGGUAUGCCAGAAGGCGCUCACUUCAUUAAAACGAAAGAGACCUCAAUCCUGUAUUCGUAGUCACGCGAGGGAGAGCGAGAUCAAAGAUCUUUGCGGUUUGGCUUCGAAUGUGGCGCCGAAUGUCUACCUCUUUCUUCUUUUAUCAUUAAUUUACACUUUGGUUCAUCGACUCGUUUUUGGUCAACAUUAAUGUUUCAUUGGAUCGAUUUAAGACGAAAGACAAGAGAUAGAAGGCGAUUAAAAUUUCAGUUACAAAUUUACACGCUGCUGAUUUUUUCGGAAUCGAUUAUCAAACGGAACGAUUAUCUUCACGGCCGUUCAUGCUAUGCAGUAUAUAGAUAUCCUUAGAACGUUUUUCGGGUUCGCAAAAACGUAUUACAUUUAUCAACGUUUUACGAAAAGCUAUUAAACGAAAGAAAAGUACAAUUCGUAAUUAUUCGUUACGAAUCGAUCGAUAUUCUUUUUUUCGUUUUUAUAGUUAUCGCGAUUUCAAGAUGUUCUAGUGUUUAUAGCGACGCUAUAAUAGGGAGAUAUUCUCCGAGUCCUGGUACUGUCUCCUUAAAUGGUACUUUGACGAUGGUGCAAGCAGGGUCUGCACCUUUAUACUAAUUGGUCCAAUCAUCAAUGUACCUCAAGGAUUAUACUAUGUCACGGGAUCAGGGUUAACGAAAUUUAAAGAGGAUGUAUACCCGUGAAUCGGUGCCGAACUAGUCCUAAAAAACAAUCUUACUGCCUGAAACGCAAUGCGGUGUCUAUUUCAUAUACGUCCCUGCUCUGUUUCUUCUUUUUAUCCUUCUCUUCGCUUUUAUUCAUUCGAUUAUAUUUCUUAGACUUGUUAUAGGUACUUAAUCAAAUUCUCGAAAAUUGUACAGCGCUUAUUCUUUGCCCGUAUGAGUGGAAUGGAAAAAAGGAAGCUAACAGAUGGAUAUAAUCAAAAUUUUAUAAAUCUACAUAGAUCGGAAAAGACGACAAGAAAGCAGUAGUCAAAAGUAUACUUUCUUAACAAAAAGAAAUAUCGCAUAUAGAAAUAUUGAAUAAGGAAACGUAAAAUACAUUGCUCAUUCAAAUACUGUCGCUGCUAGUUACUCUACAAAUCAUACACUCGACCAAUCUUGCGUAGGAAGAAAAUUCUAGAGCGGUCGAAAUACAUAUGACGCGUUUAAGAUCUAGAUUUAAAGUGUGGUACAAAGGAGGAAGUUAAUUCACGCGAGAAACGCUCGUAGGUGGAGGACGCACCUACAUUUCGUGGGAUAAUCGGUUGAAGGAAAUUGUGAGGAAACGAUGAAAUCGCAUUUACCACGAACUUAAUUCGUCACGGUCGCUAAUGUUAAUUUUUGGAGCAUUCAACUAUGUAGAAUUUUAUAGGAAACUACGUAUAUGCGAGCAGGGUCGUAUAUAAGAGUUAUACUUUCAUGACACUAUGAAACACACACACACACACAUACACA